AUAAUAAUUGACUCAUUUAAUCAUAUCAAUCAUCUCAAGUCAUUCUAUUCACAGCUAUCUCAGCUGGUCAAUCUCUAUCUCUUCAUCUCUCUCUUUCCCAGUUUUUUAAUUUCCAUCAGUCUCUACUCGUAGAGACUGAGCAUUGCUGAUACUACACACUCUUUCUGGAGGAUAUAUCGCGCCAUGGGUUGCUGCUCCAGUAACGACUCUGCCACUUCUAACAAGUACAAGGCGAAGAAUUCCUCUGACGGCCCUGGUUUCUCUGGCCCUGGCUCCAUGGGCCCCCCACGACAGUCCUACCCGGCCGGACCUCCUGGAGACUUCUCAAGACAGGGAAGCUUUGGUAGAACGCACAACACUGGGUUAGGUUACAGUGGUAACCAAACUGCCUCUCCACCAAGAGGUCCUGUGUAUAUAGCGCUAUUCGACUACGAUCAAAGAACCAGCGAAGACUUAUCUUUCAGGAAAGGAGAAAGACUAGAAAUACUUAAUGAUCAAGAUGGCGAUUGGUGGCAGGCCAAAUCGUUGGAUACUGGUAAAGAAGGAUACAUCCCUAGCAACUAUGUGGCAGAGUACAAGACAAUCCAAGCAGAAGAUUGGUAUUUUGGCCCCAUUAAGAGAGCAGAGGCUGAGAAGUUACUAAGAGCAACGACAAUGAGAGGAACUUUCCUUGUCCGUGAGUCGGAGAGCAAACCUGGCGACUACUCUCUCUCAAUACAGGACAUUGAAACCGUCAAGCAUUACCGUAUCAGGAAACUUGACGAGGGAGGGUUCUUCAUAACGCGACGUGCAGUCUUCAAUACCCUCAAGGAACUGGUCGAGUACUAUAUGAAGGACUCUGACGGCCUUUGCUGCAUGCUCCGUUCCGCCUGCACUCAGAUUGAGAAACCUCAGAUUGACCUCUCGCACAAGGUAAAGGAUAUGUGGGAGAUCCCAAGAGAGUCUAUUACUCUCCUCCGUCUUCUUGGCACUGGUCAGUUUGGAGAAGUAUACGAGGGUCUUUGGAACAACACCACUCCAGUGGCCGUCAAAACCCUCAAAACUGGUACCAUGCAGCCGCAGGCGUUCCUCGAGGAGGCUCACAUUAUGAAGAAACUCCGUCAUCCAAAACUCAUUCAGUUGUACGCCGUCUGCACUAAAGAGGAUCCGAUUUAUAUAAUAACAGAGCUUAUGCCCAAGGGAGCUUUACUUAGCUUCCUCCAGUCCUCGGAGGGUAGGCGCCUACAGCUUCCGCAACUAAUAGACAUGGCCGCUCAAAUAGCGGCUGGAAUGGCUUAUCUAGAGAUGCACAACUACAUUCAUCGGGACUUGGCCGCCCGUAACAUUCUCGUUGGCGAGAACAACAUUUGCAAAGUUGCGGAUUUUGGUCUCGCCCGACUCAUUGCUGACGACGAGUACAAUGCCCACGAGGGGGCGAAAUUCCCAAUAAAAUGGACGGCCCCCGAGGCCGCCCUGUACAAUCGGUUUAGUAUCAAAUCCGACGUCUGGUCCUUCGGAGUUUUAUUGACUGAGCUGGUCACGUACGGUCGUAUACCCUACCCUGGUAUGUCAAACGCCGAAGUCCUCCAACAGUUAGAGCGAGGGUACCGGAUGCCAUGUCCGCCUAACACGCACGAAUCUUUAUAUCAGAUAAUGUUGGACUGCUGGAAGAGGAACCCAGCUGAUAGACCGACUUUUGAGGCUCUUCAAUGGAGACUGGAGGACUUCUUUGUCAUGGACGGAUCCCAGUAUCAUCAUGCUGCCGAACUUUAGAGACUGGGUGGGCGGAGUCAUGGGUGUGCCUUUUGACGAAACUUUUUGUGAGUGUGUUCAGAUUAACUUUUCUAUUCUUUCCUUUUCCCUAGUUCUUGACUUUCUCUCUCCCUCUCUCUCUCUCUCUCUCUUUUUCUUUCUUUUCAAUUUCUUGCAAUAAAAUGGUCUUCUAUUAUUAUUAUUAAUUAUUAAUUUUAUUAUCAUUAUUAUGUCAAUUCAGUCACAAUCAAUGCUAAAGAAUUAUUAAUAUUAUCAUCAAUUUAUUAUUAUUAUUUAUCAUUAUUAUUAUUAUUAUUGUUAUUAUUAUUAUUAUUAUUGUUGUUGUUAUUAUUAUUAUUGUUGUUGUUGUAGUUAAAUUUUGUGAGUGUGGGAUUGUGUCAGGACUUUGUAGGUGCUACAGUAACUGCCUUGUAAGAGAAAUUAUUGUUUUAAUUAUAUUAUUAUUAACAUUAUUAUCAUUAUUCACU
Molecule: messenger RNA, 2219 nt
Organism: Amphimedon queenslandica
Lineage: Eukaryota; Metazoa; Porifera; Demospongiae; Haplosclerida; Niphatidae
Product: tyrosine-protein kinase SRK2-like
Exons: 4
Coding region: 184-1752 (522 amino acids)
Biological process (GO): protein phosphorylation
Molecular function (GO): protein tyrosine kinase activity; protein binding; ATP binding
Source: RefSeq, a predicted model, not a curated record